Alligator mississippiensis (American alligator) is the source of this 1538-nucleotide messenger RNA. It is a transcript of the gene TIGAR, whose product is annotated as TP53 induced glycolysis regulatory phosphatase. Bases 100 to 918 code for a protein of 272 amino acids. Gene Ontology annotation, biological process: positive regulation of DNA repair; fructose 1,6-bisphosphate metabolic process; regulation of pentose-phosphate shunt. The record is from RefSeq and is a predicted model, not a curated record. Gene Ontology annotation, cellular component: cytosol. Lineage: Eukaryota; Metazoa; Chordata; Crocodylia; Alligatoridae. The transcript has 6 exons. Gene Ontology annotation, molecular function: fructose-2,6-bisphosphate 2-phosphatase activity.
UGACGUCAUCGAAAGGGGCGAGGCAGUGCAGGGCACUCCGGUGGGCGGUUGGUGGAAAGGAGGCUGGAUGCGUGCGCACACGCGGGAGACGGCGACGUCAUGGCUCGGUUCGCGCUAACCGUCGUCAGGCAUGGAGAAACAAGAUACAACAAAGACAAGAUACUUCAAGGUCAGGGUAUUGAUGAACCCCUUUCUGUGACUGGUUUCAGACAAGCAGAUGCUGCUGGUAUGUUUCUCAGUAACAUGAAGUUCACUCAUGUCUUCUCAAGUGAUCUUCUUCGGGCAAAGCAGACUGCAGCUGCAAUUACAGGAAAGAAUAAGUUUUGCAAAGAUAUUUUAAUAAAGUAUGAUGCAAGGCUUCGAGAGCGGAAAUAUGGUGUUGCAGAAGGCAAGCCUCUGAGUGACCUAAAGGCAAUGGCGAAAGCUGCUAGACAGCAGUGUCCUUCAUUCACACCCUCUGGGGGAGAAACAUUAGAUGAAGUGAGAGCACGUGCAAAAGAUUUUUUUGAAUUUCUGUGCCAACUCACUCUUGAAGAAAGUCAGAAGGAAGUUGUCCUGGAUACAGCAGGCAAUGGCUUGGAAACAUUAGAAGAAAAAUCAGUUUUCCCUUGGACAAACCAUUACAAUGGACCUGAAUUUAACUCUGAUAAUGACAAAGCUACUAAAAUGUUAGAUGUCAAUAUACUGGUAGUGAGUCAUGGGGCAUACAUGAGAAACUGGAUUCAUUAUUUUGUUUCAGAGCUUGAGUGCACUUUACCAACAACUUUAACAAAGUCGCAACUGUCUUCUGUGAGUCCUAAUACUGGAGUCAGCCACUUCAUCAUAAAACUUGGAAAUGGAAAUAUUAAACCUGAAAUCAGUUGUGUUUGUCUUAAUCAAGAUGCACAUCUAGUAAAUGUGGAUAGUGGAAAUGUGUAGCUCAAAAAUGUCGGCAAUAUUCAGUGUGUUUAAAACAUUAAAAUGCUAUAUAAGUAAUUAAAUUUAAAUUGAUUUAAAGCAGUCUUUAAAACACAAGUGGAUUUUAAUCAACUUCAUAUUGUACUUGAUAAACUGGCCUUAUUAGUUAAUUGUGUUGACUUGAAUUCUGUUACCGGCACUGUAUUAUGAGUAAAGAACUACAGUUAUCUGCUGUCUUCAUAAUAUAUACAAUAUAUGUUGCUGUAGUGGCUGAUAAUAAAAGCCAGCAUGUAAAAAUAGCAAGCACUCUUUAUGAGCAUAAAUUUGAUGACAUUACUGUUCAGAUGCUUAGAUAGUUAUUUUUACAGUGCAUAGUUUUCAGUAUCUUCUUACCAUAAAAGGGUUGCAGAUAUUGUCAGUUACUUAAAAAUAUACUGUCAAAAAUUAUUUAUUUUCUCUCUCAACAGCUUCAUCAAAAAACUUGGAAAUGGAACUAUAAACUUCAAAUCAACAGUGUGUGUCUGAAUCAAGAUGCAUAUCUAAUAGAUGAGAGUAGUAAAAAGUGUAGCUCAAAUGUCAGCAAUAUUAAAUGUAUUACAUAGCAUUUUUAAUGGUUUAUAUUAUUUAAAUAUUAAAUGUAA